Cinara cedri is the source of this 6320-nucleotide messenger RNA. The record is from the annotation of a GenBank genome assembly. NCBI's taxonomy places the organism in Eukaryota, Metazoa, Arthropoda, Insecta, Hemiptera, Aphididae.
CUUUGACGAACCGCAAUCGGUGGGAGUGGGGGCUAUACAAAUAUAGAUUAAUAUAUACACGCAGAUAUAGAUAACUGUUGUUUUUUUUUUAUUUUCAUGAUUUGUGUAAAUAAAAUAUUAAUAAUUCCUUUAAUUGUUAUAAGAAAUAUUUUUGAGUUCAUGAAUUAUGAUAAAAUUUAUCUGUGUACAACGGCGAUAAAAAUUGAUAAAAUACCAUAGCCCUUAACCAAUAUGACGGAAAAGUGGCGUCGCCCGGCAUGCUUGUGAAUUUAUAAUAGUUAGCAAUCGCCAUUCUAGUUUAUUUUCUAUAUCUGUGUGUAUGAAGCCCGGUCCACACUAAGGCAACAUAGAACGCCGUAUAAGUUGUCCAAAAUUUCCUUGUGUUCCGUAACACGUGAAAAGAAAUUAGAAACAUAGCGUACACAUUUAGGCAACAAAACCACAGCAACGUUGAUAAACACCGAGUCCACACCGAUAGACUUGUAAGUCCAUGUUACCCAUUUAACCAAUUUAUUAUAUCGUUUUGCGGUAACACGUAUGGCUUUCAAUCGAAACAUGAAACAAUGAGACAUUUUUGUCGCUUGCAACAAAUUAUUGACGAAACAUUUGGUGACUCCUGGAAAUAUAUAGGAACUUUAUGUUGUGUCAACAUGCUUCGACCUAGAAAGUUGUUUUACGUUGUCUUAGUGUAGACCGGGCUUGAGUCACAGAUAUCUAAACUAUACUGUAGUAUUUUAGAUAUCCGUGGCGUAAGUCUAUGUAGAUGACAAUCAUAAUGUACAAAUAUUAAAUAAUCAAAAUUUUGACAGUACGAUGUUAAACAGUUAUCAAUUUGUGUCUCGUAAUACCGAUGAGUGUUACAGAAUGAUGGCUUCAAUCAUGAACUAAAAUAAUAUAAUUAUAGUUGUUUUAGUUCAUAGUGUCAAUAUUUCAUGAAUGCGCGGUGAGUGUCUACAUAAUACAUAGAGUAAUAUAGAGGUGGCGUUCCAAACAAAAAUUGAUUCCAAAAUUUCAGACCCCUUUUUCAGUGACCAUUUCAACAGUGCUAAUUGCAAUGCUCCUGUCUUUAAAAUACAAAUAUUUGAAUUGUUUUUACAAAUCUUAUAUAUUUUAAUCAUUUUUAGAUUCUGAGUAUAGCGAGGAAUGCAUUGGUUUAUCACGAUUCCGUUAUUUAAAAAUAAGUAUCUACCACGUUUCUUAACACAAAUAUGGCUCUAAUUGAAAAACAACAAAACCGCUUUUGUUGAAUUUUUGAUCUUGUUUUUUACGGUGCAGGUCGUAUUUGAUUAUCGAAGCAGUUUUCAUAAUAAUUGGUAAAUAAUGUAGGAAUAACGUACAAUUUCACACACAUUUGUUCAAUUUUGAAUGGGAUAAAAUUGAGUCAAAAAUAAAAUAAGCAAUAGAGUCAUAAGGUCACAACAUAAUUCUCAAAAAUCAAAAGAAUAAAUUAUGAUAAAACAUACUGCACAACAUAGUAGACAUCAAUGAUUGUUGACGAACGAUGGGUACAAUAGCGGACAAAUUGUCCAUAAUAGACUCCCUUUUUAACUCAAUAACCGACUAUUUGGUUUCAAUUUUGUUAUGCGGCCGUCAUAGGAAACGCCGUCUCUAUAUUAUUCAAUGAAAUAAUAUUAUAAGUCUAAUGGUACUUGAUAAGGUACUCUAUUAUAUUAUACAAUACCACGAUUUACAAGCGACUGGUAUAAAAAGUGAUAACACAACGCGAUAAAAACGGCACUCUAUUCUUAUUCGUGAUUGGUUGAAUUUCGCUCUCUAUUUACUCGUGUAACAGGUAGCAACGCCGCCAAAUACGAUUCGUACGCCGUCUCAUCAACCAAGCACAUUACGUUGAAAGCGUACGUAGUGCCGGAGUAGUUUUGAAAAUCUUAACUUACAUCCGGUAGUCUCCCCGACGACGUUCCUCGGCGCCGUCGGAUAUAAAUGUCAUAAGUAAACAAAACUCGCUCAGCUAUCAUGGCCCUGAAGAACGAUUUGAUCGUGGCUAUGGACAACAAGUCCGUUCGAUUAUAUGAAGACGAAUUCAUGGUGAUUAUAGCGGACGUGUUCCCGAAGUCGAAGCACCAUUAUCUGGUCUUGCCCAAAGAACACAUACAGGAGGUGAACAGUCUCAAAACGCACCAUAUACCAAAACUCAUAUACAUGGAACUCAAGGGUCUGGAGUUCGUUGUGUACAGGACCAUGCUGCCUGCUCGGUGUUUUCAGUAAGUUCAUUCGGCGGAAGCCGUCCAUAGCUACUAAUAAAAUUCUAUAUGUAGAUUGUUGAACCCAUGUUCGUUGUAGGGUCGGAUACCAUGCUUAUCCGUCAAUGAACAGACUGCAUUUGCAUAUAUUGAGCAAAGACUUCAAUAGUGUUCACCUCAGGCAUCCGUUCCAAUGGAAUUCAUUUCAUACUGAAUUCUUCGUGCCAACAUAUAGUAAUUAUAGAACAAUUAUUCGUAAAACUGCUUUUAAAUUAAUCCUUAAAUAAAGCCAUAAACCCCAUUCAUUUUAGUAUGUAAUCACCUUCUAGUUUGCUUUAUUUUCUAAACUUAAGCAAUUUAUUGUAUUUGUUUUUUUUUUUUUUUUAAUCGUUUGAUUUCAAUACACCGAUAAACAAUUACCGUUUACGCGUAUUGUUAUCUUUGAGUGUUUUAGAUAAGUCUAAUGAAUACAAAUCCAAAAUGUUUUUCGAUUUGUCUUGCUCGUAACUCAUAAGUGUUAUAUAAAAAUGUAAAAACUUAUUAGGUACCACUAAUUAAAAUAUUUUUUUUUUAUAUUUAAAUAUUUUUGUAUCAGUACCCAACACUAACAGUUAGAAACAUGACAAAAUAGAUUACAUUUCUACUGAUACAAGUGUAUCAUGCACUCCAUUCCUAAGAUCCCAUCUAUUAUCAUUUUUGGUAUCUCAUAUUCUCAUUGGUCAUUCAUAUUACUGUUAUUUUUACAAUUUGUAUGUUGUUUAUCUUUUUAUACGUACAUUUAUUAUAAUUUGAAACUAUAAUUUAGAACUGAAAACCAUUAUUUCAAUAUUGACUAAUAUUAAAAAUUGGACUAUAUAAUGAUAAAAAAUCAACUGACAAAAUAUUUUGCGCAUACAAUUUAAAUAGUAACUAUGGAUACCAAAUGAAAGUCAAUCAAUGUAAGAGAACAACUCAGUUGCAUUUAUCAAAAAAUAUUUCUUUAUAAUAGAUGUUAAAGCGAAAAUACAAUUUUUGAAUUUCUUACUGUACCUAUUCUGAGAUCUUAAAUACUUGAGACCAAAGCAAUUUAAUUUAUGAUAAAUUGAUGAUAUUUAUUAUGCUUAUAUAAAGAAAUUUUACAUUUUCAGUGAAACAAAGAAACUUAUUGUUUUACAAUGAUAGCACUUUUUCUGAAAGGAAAUCUGACAGGAAAGGUACUAUAAGGAAGUCAUUUUUCGAUUUUCCCAAGAGUUCUCAGCAAAUUUGAAAAACUGAUAGGAGGAAAAUUGGUUCAACAUUAAACAAAUAUUAAAGAAAAUAUAUAAUGCCUAUUUAAUUAUUUUACUAUAAAAUGACAUUUAUAUAUAUUGUUGACAAGGUAUCACUAUCGACUGAACUCCGUUAGAAUCCUUUUUUCGUUAGCAAUGGUUUAUCAUUGCUUACACGUAUACAUUAAAUUAUUCAUUACAGUGGCUACACCCGUCUCCAUUAUCCUAUAUACAACAGUUUUUUUUUUUUAUAUUUUCAUUAAAAAAUAUAGGCGUGUUUUGGCAAAUAAUUAACCUGGUUACUGUGAGCAAAUACUUAUAGAUUAUUUUAUAGUUUUUGUAUUUAGCCAGUACUUUUUUUUCUUUUACAGCAUCUUAGUUAUCAAGUAGAUUUAAUUAUUUAAUUAAUCUAUUUCAUGUUUUAUAAUUAUGUUAAAAUAUUUCUUAGAUUAUAAUUUUUAUUUUGUGUUGUAUUUUUUCAAAAUAAUAAAGAAGAUAAUUAUAAUAUAAAUUUACAUUUAUUUAUUUACACAAUAUUUAUUAAUAGAUACAAAUGUAAUAUUUAUAUGUACUUAUAAAUCAGUUAAUUUAAAGAUUCACUAAAAGAAUAAUUAUAGAUACAGUUGUAAACAGUCAUAAUAAGUAUAUUAUGUUCAUUUAUCAUCAUAUUAUAUUUAACUAUCACAAAACUUAUUUUUUUUAAAAUUCCUAUCUUACCAUUUCGAACUUAAUAAUAUUAUGAUCUUUAUUUUCAUUUACUUUAUGUAUAUUUUCAAUCAACACUUCAAGAUAAUCAUCAUUUAACUUAAAAAAAAAACAUACAUACAUACUUCACACAAUGGGCGGGCAGACUAGUGUGGGUAGGUGAGAAGUUGGGAUAGUAAAGAGGAAAUUUAAUAUAUAUCUUUACACAAAGAUUAAUCAUUGCUAACGAAAAACGAUUAUAAACAAAGUUCAGUUUGAUAAUAAUACAUUUUGUAAUUUAUCCUGUAGUUUCCCAUUUAUUAUGAAAACCCCUGGGAAAAUUAGAAAAUGACCUCCUUAAUGUACCAGACCAAUCUAAUUUUCUUUCAAAAUAAGUGCUACACUUGAAAAUCAGAACAAAAUUUCUGGUAAAAGAGUUAUUAUUAGAAAGAAGAAAAUAAAUAUCAUUGUAAAAUAAAGUACAGCAAAUGUCUCAAUCUCCACUUAGUAAACCAAAUUCAUUAAUUAGAUGUAUCAUUUAAUUAUAAAAAUUCUUUAAAUAUUCACUGUUCAAUUAUCGUAACUAUUGCAGCAUAGUGCUAUUUCUAUAAAGUAUAUACAAUUAACCAAAAUGUUAACUUUUAAUUUAUUUCUAUGCUUAUAAAAAUAAAUAAAAUGUUUUAAAAUUAAAAUUUAUAUUUUAACAUAAGUAUGUCUUUUUGAGAAUUUAUCACCAUUAAUCAAAAUCAUAUAACUAGGUUAAUCACUAAAACACAGCUUAUGUUUAAAAUAAAAAAGUUAAAUUUGAUUUAAAACUGUAUGCUGUAAAUAAAUAAUCAUAAUUUUGAUUUGUCUUUUUAGACUUCAUUAAGUAUUUUUUGUACACGAUAAUUAAUUUGCCCUUGAAAAAACUAUUUAAUCAAUUAUAUUAUAUUUAUAUAAUUAUAAUACAUACAAAUUGUAAGUACUAUAAUUAAUAGUUUAUAGAAUAGAGAAUAAGUGUUGUAGAAAUUAACAUACUGAAGUGGAUAAAUGAAGUGAUAAAAAAAGAUAAUAUAAGGAAUGAAUACAUAAGUGUGGCUUUGAUGAUGAAUAAAAUGGGAGAAAAUAGAUAAGAUUUUAAGAGGAGAGAAUAAUUAGAAGCAAGGUGAAUGAAGGUAAUAAAAAUAAACAUAGGAGAGAAAACCAAAAAAGAGGUGGCUCGAUUCGAUUGAAAAUGAUAUAAGGUUAGCUAGUUUAUGCCAGAAUUAUGUGAAAGAUUGGGUUUAAAAAAUGAUUUAGGAUGGAGGUGGGCAACCUCAAAUAGUUGAGUUAAAGCGGAGGAGAAGAAAAAGAUAUAUUAUAUGAAUAGAUAAUUGUCACCUCCUGAAGUUCUGUGACAAAUAUUUAAAUGCAAUUCAAUUAUUCAAAAUUUUAUUACAAUUAAAUUUAAGACUAAUAUUUCAAAUUAAUUAAAACAAUCUUUUCACAUUCAAUGUAAUGACUAUUUACUUCCGUUGGUUUUAUUAUUGGUAUGUGCUGUGUAAAAAUAAAAUACAUAUUACACCGAUUUGUACAUUACAGUGGUAUUGUAACUCAAAAUUGUAUAUUGUAAUUUGUUUUGCAGAAGUCAUUGUUGAUUUACAAACAUUGGGACAUGUUAAAUUGCCGCUGAACAAGAAAUGUUUAAAUCAACAGCUCCAAUGCCAUUGGUGCAAACAUUAUUUUAAUGACAUACAAAAUUUAAAAUUACACUUGACACUGUUUCACAGUCAAUAACUUGGUAUUUGAUAAUCGAUUGCCCGUUUAACAAUUUCCUGUAUUAUUUUUCAUUUUUUUAAAACAUUGUUAUACUUUAUAUUUUAUUAAUUAUAAUUAUUUUAAUUAAAAUUUGAACAACUUUUUUACAUGUACAAAAUAAAUAAUACAUUCUCUUUGGAACAAAAAUUGUAUUCUAUAUAAAUGUAUAACUGAAACAAAUAUAUGCUACUUACAAUGAAUGCAAAUAGAAAAAAAAAAAUUAUAUAAACAGCACAUUGUUUGACUCAAGAGUCUAGGGGCUAUUGUACUUUCGCCUAAAUAUUUUGACAUAAAUAUUAUGUACUUGUGAAAUAUUCUUUCAGGUCCUUUUCACAAUUUUCAUAUGCUAAACCCAAUCCAAAACCGGAACCCAUAAUCAGCGGCCAUUUCCUACCUAUAUAAAAUAAAA